GGGAAGAGGCGCAGCUUCUGCUAGGCUCUCGCUCUCCCCUGGGGCUGUCAGGUUCACGGAGCUGGCAGGAGGUGAGGGUGGGUGGGUGGCCGGCCAGCCUGCCUGUUGUCAGCAACUCCUGGGCUGGUUGGCAGCCUUGCCCACACUCCCCAUCCUCGUCGGAGGCCGGCAGUGGCCGCAGCAGCUGGACAGGCGGCAGCUCCAGCCCGAAGCUGCCCUUGGCCGGGGCAGGAGCCCGGUUCCCUCCCGGGGGAAGGGAAGCAGGCGAAGCAACACUGCAGUUCUGGCUGCCCGCUUUCUCUCUCCCUUCUCUUCCUUUCUGUGUUCAAGUCACAUGACAUGGGACUCUGUUCUUUCGGGACUUCGUCAUCUUUUCAAAUAUGUCCUGGGACCUCUGGAGCUGGCACAGGGAUGCUGAGGACAGGGUCGGCGGAUUGCCGCGGCUGUACCCAUGAAAGGAUUCAAGCUGUCCUGCACGGCCAGUAACUCCAACCGCAGCACGCCGGCCUGCUCCCCUGUCCUCCGGAAGCGGUCUCGCUCGCCAACCCCGCAGAGCCCGGACGGAGACGCCAUGGUGGAGAAGGGCUCGGACCACUCCUCGGACAAGUCCCCGUCCACGCCGGAGCAGGGCGUGCAGCGCAGCUGCUCCUCGCAGUCCGGCAGGAGCAGCGGCAAGAACUCCAAGUCUCACAAGCGCCUCUCAAAAUAUGACAGACUUAACCUGAUUAAAAAAAGCCAGAGCUGGUAUAACGUGCUGAGCCCCACUUACAAGCAGAGGAAUGAAGACUUCAGAAAGCUCUUUAAGCAACUCCCAGACACGGAGCGCCUCAUCGUCGACUACUCAUGUGCACUCCAAAGAGACAUUCUCCUUCAGGGCCGACUCUACCUCUCGGAAAACUGGAUCUGCUUCUACAGCAACAUCUUCCGCUGGGAAACUCUGCUGACUGUCCGUUUAAAAGACAUCUGCUCCAUGACUAAGGAGAAAACAGCUCGCCUCAUUCCCAACGCCAUCCAAGUUUGCACUGAUUCAGAAAAGCACUUUUUUACUUCAUUUGGAGCCCGCGACAGGACGUACAUGAUGAUGUUCCGGCUGUGGCAGAAUGCUCUCCUGGAAAAGCCCCUGUGCCCCAAGGAGCUCUGGCACUUCGUCCACCAGUGCUACGGCAGCGAGCUGGGCCUGACCAGCGACGACGAGGACUACGUGCCCCCCGACGACGACUUCAACACGAUGGGCUACUGCGAGGAGAUCCCUGUGGAAGACAACGAGGUGAACGACAGCUCGUCCAAAAGCAGCGUCGAGACCAAGCCGGACGCCAGUCCCCAGCUGCCCAAGAAGUCUGUCACCAACAGCACGCUGACAUCCACGGGGAGCAGCGAGGCCCCCGUCUCGUUUGACGGCCUGCCCCUAGGGGAGGAGGUGCUGGAAGGCGACAGGUCCCUAGAGAAGGAGCUGGCCCUCGACAGCGUCAUUGGAGAGAAGAUGGAGAUCAUUGCACCUGUGAGCUCCCCUUCACUGGACUUCAAUGACAACAUGGACAUCCCCACUGAGCUCAGCGACUCUUCCGACACCCACGAUGAAGGGGAGGUGCAGGCCUUCUAUGAAGACCUGAGCGGCCGGCAGUAUGUGAAUGAAAUCUUCAACCUCAGCGUGGACAAGCUGUACGACCUCCUGUUCACCGACUCGCCCUUCCAGCGGGACUUCAUGGAGCAGCGGCGCUUCUCAGAUAUCAUCUUCCAUCCCUGGAAGAAGGAGGAGAAUGGAAACCAGAGCCGACUGAUCCUUUACACCAUCACCCUCACCAACCCUCUGGCUCCCAAAACUGCCACCGUCAGGGAAACACAGACCAUGUACAAGGCGAGCCAGGAGAGCGAGUGCUACGUGGUGGACGCCGAGGUGCUCACCCACGACGUGCCGUACCACGACUACUUCUACACCAUCAACCGCUACACACUCACGCGCGUGGCCCGGAACAAGAGCCGACUCAGGGUCUCCACGGAGCUGCGCUACAGGAAGCAGCCCUGGGGGCUGGUGAAGACCUUCAUCGAGAAGAACUUCUGGAGCGGGCUGGAGGACUACUUCCGCCACCUGGAGAGCGAGCUGACCAAAGUUGAGAGCACCUACCUGGCUGAGAUGCACAGACAGUCUCCCAAAGAGAAGGCCAGCAAGCCCCCCACGGUGCGGAGGAGGAAGCGUCCCCACACCCACCUGCGGGUGCCCCACCUGGAAGAGGUGAUGAGCCCCGUCACCACGCCCACUGAUGAAGAUGUGGGCCACAGAAUCAAGCACGUGGCAGGCUCCACGCAGACACGGCACAUCCCGGAGGACACCUCCAAUGGUUUCCACUUGCAGAGCGUGUCCAAGCUGCUGCUGGUGAUCAGCUGUGUUCUGGUGCUGCUGGUCCUCCUCAACAUGAUGCUUUUCUACAAACUCUGGAUGCUGGAAUACACCACCCAGACCCUCACUGCUUGGCAGGGUCUGAGGCUCCAAGAAAGGGGUCUGGGAGCACAGGACAGUCCACUGAGCAUAACUCCAGCUGCUGGGGGACCCCUUCUUGCACCCCACAGGUUACCCCAGUCUCAGACAGAGUGGGCCCAGCUCUUAGAGUCCCAACAAAAGUACCACGAUACUGAGCUCCAAAAAUGGAGAGAGAUCAUCAAAUCCUCGGUGAUGCUUCUUGACCAGAUGAAGGACUCACUCGUCAGUCUUCAGAACGGCAUCAGGUCCCGCGACUACACGUCAGGGAGUGACGAGAAGAGGAGCCACGGUCACUGACACGGCAGGAGCAGGACGGCUGCAGGAGCCUGUGCAAUACGUGUACAUAGACCAUAUAAAUAUAUAGAUAUAUAAAUAUAUAUAUACAGAGCAUAAAUAUAUAUAUAUUAUAUACAGAUUUUAAACAGAGAUCAUGCCUAUGUACCAGGGAGAAGGAGCUGGACCGCCUCCUGUGCUGGCCAGUGGAGGGGCCGAGGAGGGCAGGGACCACCUCUCAGCACCACCCUCCCCGAUUCCCCUCCCCACCCCCUCGUCCCCACCCUUUCCCUUGCUGGCCAUUCUUGGCUCUGUGAAGGGAAAUGUUGAGCCAAAGUUAUGCCUGUGAAGACUCUGGAGUCUUGAAAGAAGUCUCAAGGGGGCAUUACUUACGGUGCUUCAUUCCCUAAUCCCCUUUGAUUUGUUUCCAAAAUAAAAGGGAAUCUUUCCUUCCCUACCCCGCGCUUCCACGGAUGCUCUCCUGGGAACAAGGAAGCAUCAAGGGCAGCAGCCGGAUCCACACGCCACCUGUGAGACCACCCCCUGUAUCUGGACCGUAGACUGCGUGCCAGGGGAGGACGGUCGGGCAGCCAGAAGGCCGUCCUGGUGGGCUUGGGCCCUGUGGCUGCAGCUCCUCAGACCUGUGUCCUGAAGGCUUGCUGCCCGAUCAUCCCCGCCCCUUCCCCUGGCCCGCGUCGGGUGUGGGCCGCUCAGGGCUGGGCACCCGUACCUGCCACCCCCACCGCCCUUCUCUCUGAACUUCUCCCGGGCUGGAUCUGGGUGAAGUGUCACUUUCUAGUGCCUAAAGCCCGAUUUUUUCUCUGUGCCCCAAGAGCACAUUGUUUCUUAGCCAGGGUGAAGCAUUUUUUUAUCUCGUUAAAUCUGUUUUCGUAGUUGUAAGCACGUCAGGUCUGUGGCUCUGGUUCCUUCCCCUUGAGCUGCCGGUUUGAUCUCCAGGAGGAGCGAGGGAGCGUAGGACCUUCAGGGCUUGAGAGAGCAAAUGCCCGGCAGUGCGGGCUCGUGGGUCUAACCGGAGAAUGCCGAGUGGUGACACCGAUUCCCAAACACGAACUGGCGACCAGCAUCAUUGACUCUCAGUGAAAAGCCAGCUGUGGUCAGGGAGACGACUGUUCAGACACCUUGCGACGGAAGAAGACCUAAGCCCUUGGAGGGAGUGGGUUUGCCAAGGUGCAUGUGUUUGGGCGUGAAAAAGCCUGAUGGAGCCUCUGCCCGAGGGGCCAUUCCAAACCCCCGGUUUCCCGGACGGCGGCGUCCGGCAGAGGGAGCAGCCUUCUCUAGUGUCCGCACCAGGGGUCUGAUAUCACUGAGGAGAGGCCAGAGACUGCAGGUUAGGAACAUACGAUCUCCAGGGCCUUUUCAGGGUUGGCUCCCCAGGACCCCCUGCACUUCCCUGACUUUGUGGGACCCUUCUGGGCAUGCUUAUCACCCUUCAUACACGAAUUACUGUCUGUCCAUCUGACAACACAGGAGCCCAGCCAGCUAGCGUGCAUGUGCCACCUUAGGAGCGAAGGAGGAUGACGAAGGAGGCGGGCACCCGGUCCCGGGCCAGGGCCUCACUGCUCACUCCUGCCCCGACGAUGGAUGGGAGGCCUGUGCAGGUGGAGGCCACGGGCCUGAGCCCAGUGGGGAGCAGCAGUGCAGACCGUAGACGUCUUCCUGCUGCCAUAGCCAGAAGUCAGAAUUAUUCCCAGGCACUUCUAAGAACAAAUGGCUCAAUUCUCUCGUUUAUUCCACACACACUUAUUUAUUUAAAUCACUCAGUUAUUAAGGGUCCCGUGGUGGGACCUUUUAUAUGACAUAAGGGUUCUUUGCAGGGAGCAGAGGGAUGUGAGUUCGCCUGCUACACAGUGUGCUUCUACUCCACUUCUCGGGCCCGUUCCAGGCAAGAGCAGGCAGCAGGGAGGGAGGUAGUUCGGUCGAGGAACCCGCUUGAUUCCUGGGGAUUUGAGCCCGGAGACAGUGUGUGCACAUCAUGGACUUCUUGCCGGAGCUCUCUGUUCCAACGUUUUCUGAUUUUCAAACCAGGAGAAAACCAGCAGCUGCUCACUCCCUCGUUCAGUAUCUGUCCAGGAGGAGGGCGCUCACCCUCGCAGAUGAGUCUGGGAGAGAAGCGCAUAGACCACAUUUAACCCACGGCCAGCAGCCUGGCUCGUGGCUGACUGCAAGGGGGCAGCACCGCCACCUCUUACCCUUCUUCCAGCCACUGCUUGUUCUGUUCGCUAAGAACUGGGGCCACGGCGGCCUUCCUGCUAGGAGUCAUGUGGCAAAGCAUUUGAGAGCUUGCGCUCAGUUUCAAAGACUUUGCAAAGUUUGUAGGGUCUACACUUCCACUCCGGCGCACUGUGGAGGAGUUGACAGGAUUUGCCAUGGGAAGCCAGUCAUGUCUACGACUCUCCUUCCCCUCCACCUCCCUUGGACGGGGGUCAUCUGGGCCAGUAAGAUCAGCCACUGGAAACUGUUAGAGCACCGGGCUGAGAGCCCGGAGACCCGGCCUGAGUCCCCGCCCUGCCGCUGGACCAGUCACUGCCCCUCUGAGCUUCUGUGUCCUCAUUCGCAACAAGGCGGGGUUGGUCUAGAUGCCUCCCACGCAGGUUCUAGAGUUCGCGGUGUUUGGGAGGCUACGUCAGAGACUGGCAAGGCUGGGCUUCCUUAGGCGUGGAAGGUUCUCUCCGGGCUGGAGCCUCCCUGCUGUUUCGAUGAGCGACAGGGCCGUGUCUGGGUUCCCAGGACGGGAAGGGUAGCCACACUUUCUUUUUUUCUGAGCUAGGAGGGUUAGGGAGACCCAGUGGGAUGGGGGCGUCAGUAUGGGUGGGGAGGCAGAGAGAGAGAUUAGCUGGCUGUGUUGCUCAGUAUUAACCUAACAUGCGUGUCCUCCUUGACUGGCCUAGUCUUAGUUUGGGAAGGGGCCUUCCUUUGGGUGUUCUCUAAGAGGAGGAAGGGGAUAAGGGCAAGAAGUGCACCAUCUCGGAUGGAGCCUACCUUCCAUCCGGGGCUCCGAAGCCUUUCAUUGACCACCUCCUUCCUCCUCACUGGAGAGAGUGGAGAGAAGUCCUGCCCGGUCCUAGCACUUCACUUUUGGCUCCACCCAAGCCUCCUUGGGGUUUGGAUUAGCGAGGAGCUUUGGGUUGCCUUAGAGCACUGGCAGUGAGCCCCUGGGCUGGCCAGGAGUGGGGAGGACGGAGGGACCCGGAGGAGUGCACUGUUAGCGGGGGUCCUCUCCGUGUCCCUGACCCAGCCCAGGCGCGGACCGUGUCUGACACCUUCCCUGGCAGAGCCUCUAGGCUGCGAUCUUGGAGAAAGGACGAGGGGAGGAGUCUCUGGACUGUGUGGUCUCAGAAGGACCCUUCUGUGCGCGCUGCUUUGGUGCUCUGCCGGCAGCAAGCCAGCCCCCCCGCCCCCCGAAGAAAUAGCGCUCUUCCCCCGGCCCCCAGUGGCAGGGCUGUGGCCUCCCUUCCUCGUGCUCUGACUCCACCUGCCCGCUCCAGCUCAGAACUCAGAACCUCUCUUCCCAGCCCCUCCUCCCCCACCCCUGUCUCUAGGCUGUGGGACAAUCAUCCCGUCCACCACGUGGCAUCUGACCCUCGUUCCCCAACCUGCGGCCAGCUGGUCCCACUCUCCACCUCUGUGUUUUCUUCCAGAAGAUGCACUUGGGGUCCAAGAGGAGUGUUUUUCUGGAAGGCCAUCUUUUAAUGCCCCCGCUCCCCUGACUGGGAGCAGGAUUUGCACACAGUGUAGAGGGCUCCCCUCCCCCUCUGCCCGGCCCUGCCUUCUGUCCUGACGCGGGGUCCUAGCAGGCCUGGGAGCCAUGGCUGCCGGAGGAGCAGCUGCCUGUCAAGAGGAGCUGAUGCCAGACGACCUCCGGGACACGGAGGUGUAGAGGGCACUGUCGUCUCUGCUCCUUGUUCCUCCUCGCCGCUCUCGACACAGCGACACUGCAGAAGCUCCAGGCCAGACAGCUGGCUGUGUCUGGGGGGCCGGCCGGCCGGGGCGCCCCGUGCGGAGACUGCAGCGGAAGCAGCCAUGGUUGCCAGCACCAGUGUGCGGCUCCCUACUUGUCCCUGCCCCACACCCUGGGGCCAGACUGCUCUGCAUGGACCCGAUCAUCUUCCCAAACCCAUGGUGCUUCUCCUCCCCCCCCACCCCACGCACCCUAGGUUCCAGGGUAGGCAGGGUUGGCUCAGAGGCUGCCGUGGCCCCUGGACAGUCUGACACAGGUGGGGUGGGGUGAGGACAGGCAGCCGCCCCAGCACUGCACUGGGCCACGUGUGGGAAGGAACACAGGUCGAUGACGGUGGAGUUGUCUGGCCACUUGCAUUUGGAUCUGUGACUACUUUGCCUGGCGCUGUGCGCAGGGUCCGAAAACUUACUGCUAUACCUAGAAACACACAAGGCUUCCCAGCCAAAUCUCACUGUAAAGUAGCUAGAGCCAUGGAAGUACUGUAUGAAUUAAAAGAAAAAAUA
Molossus molossus (Pallas's mastiff bat) is the source of this 7231-nucleotide messenger RNA. RefSeq names its product GRAM domain containing 1B (gene GRAMD1B). The record is from RefSeq and is a predicted model, not a curated record. Gene Ontology annotation, molecular function: sterol transfer activity; sterol binding. Lineage: Eukaryota; Metazoa; Chordata; Mammalia; Chiroptera; Molossidae. Gene Ontology annotation, biological process: intracellular sterol transport. The coding region runs from base 452 to 2773 and encodes 773 amino acids. Gene Ontology annotation, cellular component: plasma membrane; endoplasmic reticulum membrane; endoplasmic reticulum-plasma membrane contact site. The transcript is spliced from 21 exons.